AUGGCCUGGUUCCCCGGUCUGGACAAAGACAUCUUCGCCGCCACCGGUGAGAAUAUCUUCAAUUCCACCACUAAUCCUGUCAACAAACGCUACCUCCCCGAUGCAAACAAGAUUCGGGGUGUCAACCUCGGUGCCCACUUCAUUUUUGAGCCCUGGAUUGCCGAAGACAAAUGGGAAUCCAUGGGCUGCCCAACGGAUGAAAAGCACAAGUCCGAGUUUGACUGUGUCUCAUCCCUGGGACAGGAUCAAGCUGACAAGGUCUUCCAGGACCACUGGGGGUCAUGGGUUACCAAGGAUGAGAUCUCGCAAAUGCGCGAGUAUGGCCUGAAUACAAUUCGUAUCCCUGUUGGAUACUGGCUCAAAGACGACCUUGUCGACCCAGACUCGGAACACUUCCCACGUGGUGGACUCCAAUAUCUUGCCGAUGUUUGUGACUGGGCUGCUGAGGCUGGCAUGUAUAUCAUUAUGGAUUUCCACGGGCUGCCGGGAGCUCAGCAAGCAGAACAGCCCUUCACCGGCCAGUACGCCCCCAGUCCCGGAUUCUACCAGGACGCGCAGUAUGACCGGGCGAUUGAGUGGAUCGAGUGGAUGACCAAGAACAUCCAUCAAGACAACAAGUUCCGUAAUGUUGGUAUGAUUGAGCUCGUGAAUGAGCCUCUACAGGGCUCGGAGCAAACAGACAGCAUGCGCAAGGGCUACUACCCUGACGCAUGGAAACGUAUCCGCGAUACUGAAUCUUCGAUCGGAGUUGCCCAGGGCAGCAGCCUGCACAUUCAAAUGAUGGAUUCGAAAUGGGGUUCAGGCAAUCCCAAGGAGUUUCUUGAUGAUGACACCUUCGCAGCAUACGAUGACCACCGCUACCUCAAGUGGAGCGAGGUCCCUACCGGCAAAGAUAGCUACAUUGAUGCCUCGUGCAAUGAUGACCGUGGUGGCGACUCCCCGCUCAUCGUUGGCGAAUGGAGCUUGAGUGUGAACAGCGAUGUCGAAGGCAAUUCAGAUUGGGAUCCAUCGACAAACCAGGAGUUUUACACGAAGUGGUUUGCAGCCCAGGUCAUUGCGUACGAGAAGCAGCAGGGCUGGGUUUUCUGGACCUGGAAGGCUAACCUGGGCGACUACCGCUGGUCAUACAAGGAUGCUGUUGAUGCUGGCGUGAUUCCCAAGGAUCUGGACAGUGUGUAUGACAACUCGCCCUGCUAA
Messenger RNA from Aspergillus puulaauensis, 1197 nucleotides. RefSeq names its product glycoside hydrolase family 5 protein. Gene Ontology annotation, biological process: glucan catabolic process. The record is from RefSeq and is a predicted model, not a curated record. Bases 1 to 1197 code for a protein of 398 amino acids. The transcript is spliced from 4 exons. Gene Ontology annotation, cellular component: cell surface; extracellular region. Gene Ontology annotation, molecular function: beta-glucosidase activity. NCBI's taxonomy places the organism in Eukaryota, Fungi, Ascomycota, Eurotiomycetes, Eurotiales, Aspergillaceae.